Pelobates fuscus (common spadefoot toad) is the source of this 2820-nucleotide messenger RNA. RefSeq names its product coiled-coil domain containing 24 (gene CCDC24). The record is from RefSeq and is a predicted model, not a curated record. The transcript has 9 exons. Lineage: Eukaryota; Metazoa; Chordata; Amphibia; Anura; Pelobatidae. The coding region runs from base 68 to 1471 and encodes 467 amino acids.
CCUGGACUACCUACCUCAUGGGAAGGGGGAGCACAUCUAUGGGACCAGAAGGACACACUGCAUUGCAAUGCUGCAGCCAAUCAGUGAUCAGGACAGCGGAUACGGAGAAAUCAUUGAGCCACCUACAUCAUUGUGGAAACUUGUCGAGGAGCAGGUCCCCGUGAGUGAAAGGGCCGAAAUCAAGAGAAUUCUGGGAGAUGCAGCUGUUGACCUCAGUUUAGAGCUAAAUGCAGAGGUUGAGCUUCUGCUGGAUCUAUUGAGGGAUCUGAGAGCCACCUACUCAUCGUCCAGACAGAGUUCACCGCACAGCCUCACCUCCCUCCUGGCUGAUCCACCUGUGAUUAAGGACAUGAUAACACAAGAGAUACGCAUGUUACUGCUAAGCGUGAGACAGAAAGCACGGUGUGAUGGACUAGAUGAGGCCCAAGUGCUCUCUAAAUAUAACCCAAAGGUUGUCGGCUAUGUGAUGGCGGAAAUCAGACCUGAGAGCAGGGUGAGCAGUCGGUGCAGCGGAUCAUUAUGGAGCCACGACGUCAGAAGGAGCAGCUGUCUGAGUUCCUCCUACUACGAAAUGAGCAGACCACAAACCAGGGCCACAGGGACAGAAGAUCGACCAUUGUCCUCUCUUUCUUCUGGCUCCAGCAUUGAGGACGACCUUGAAGAACUAAAGGACAAGCUGAAGAUUUCUCAUAUUGAUGAGGUUGUCAUGCACCUUAAAUCUUUACUGGAAGAAGAGUGCAAAGCGCGGGAGAGAGAUAUUGCCCUCCUACAGCAACGUCUAGAAUUGGAGUAUCUCUAUGGGGCAGACUCUCAGACACCGCUCCCGGAGCCCUCACUGGCAGAGUUGAAAGAAGAGAGGCGUGUAAUUGAGCGUGACUUACAGCUCAGAGAUUCAGCAACAUCUUCACCACAGAGUAUGAAUCCCAAAAUCAGGAAAACAAGAUCCAUGGAAGUUUCUGAUAGAACCAUAUCUGAUCAUAAUCCUGUAUGUUUAUCUCAUAUACGACCUGCGUCUGGCAGUUUGCAGGAUAAAGCACCUAAAAUUGCUCCCUGUCCCCCACAUUCUAAGAUCAAAAUUGAGGUGAAGCAGAAACCUAGCAGUAGCAAAGUAUUGAUUCAAUCAACAGCCGCCCCUUAUAAACAAGAGGAGAGAACAGAUAUCACAGCUUACAAAUUAUCUCACAGACACAUUAAAGCACAUCCUGUUGGUGUUAUACAAGUAUCAUGCCCUUCACAUGACUUUCAGAAAUGCACAGUACCUGUUCUGAAUGCUUUAUCUGUCAAAAAUUCCUCAUCAACCCCUAUCUUGUUAGAGCAAUCCCCAUCUACACCCAAACUGCAGGUACCAUUACAAGGAAUGGAUUGUGUAUUUGUCCCUUCUCCACCCCAAGUCCAGCGACCAGCUGGAACCACCAGUUCCUUCUCAAGUUUGCGAAGAACGAGGACUCAGAAUUCUAUCACUCCAUCCUGACAUAUUUAUCAAGAGACAACAUACUCUGAUUUGUAUGAGGACAAUGGUAGGAUGAUCAAUUAGUGAGUACUAAGGAAAUCCACACAAAAAACAAUAAAACAAAACAAAACAAAACACAAAAGUGAUACAAUGUCAGCUUCAUCUAAUGAAUUUAUUACAUAUAAUUUGCAGGAUCAAAAUUAUUUUUGGGAAAGGAUAGGAUCUGAAUUCACAAUCCUCCAAAUUCAACUUCUAAAUAUCAGAAGAAUGCUCCCAGAGUUUGGGAAUUUAAAAAUUUCAAUUCAAUUGAAGUGUUUUGGAACACUUAGGAUUAAAAUAAAGCAACUGUAAUAUAUAUAUAUAUAUACAAAUAAUUGAUUUUCGCACCCCUGCUGGGUGGUAUGUUUAUUCGUCAUUCUCAGGUCCUCUACCAGAGGCCUUGGAGUUUGAGGGUUCUGCACAGUAUCUUAGCUGUACCUAGAACUGCACUCUUCUGGACAGCAAUCUCAGAUGUCCCACCUGGAAUCUGUUGAAGCCACUCCCCCAACCUGGGAGUCACAGCCCCCGAGUGCUCCUAUCACAACUGGGACUACUGCCUUCACUUUCCACAUCCAUUCUAGCUCUUCUUUCAGUCCUUGGUAUUUGUCCAUCUUCUCAUGUACCUUUAGCCUGAUGUUAUAGUCACUGGGUAUUGCCACAUCCACCACAAUUGCAGUCUUCCAUUCCUUGUCUACCACCACGAUGUCGGGUUGGUUGGCCAGCACUUGCUUGUCUGUCUGGAUCUUGAAGUCCCACAGGAUCUUAGCCCUGUUAUUCUCAACUACCCUUUGUGGUAUCUCCCAUCUGGACUUAGGCAGGUCCAGCCCAUAUUCUGUGCAGAUGUUUCGGUACACAAUCCUAGCAAGUUGGUGUAUGCUGUUCCUGCUAACAUCUUGCAUCUGGCUACUAGGUGCUGGACUGUCUCAGAGUCCUCUUUGCACAGUCUGCACAUUGGAUCUUGCUGAGGCACUAAUCCUAACAGCACAGGAACAGGCACUCAGCACCAGAAUCAAUACAUAUAUUGGUAUUCUUCACAAGUAACACCAAGCCUCCAUAGCAAGCCAGUAACCAACCUCAUGCUGAUGAGUUGCAUUAACAACGAAAUGUCUGUCAAUGAGUGAUUCACUGGCUCUGCUCCUCUUCCUGAGUUGUGUUUCAAAGCUGUUGUAUACAGCAGACACAUACUCCAAGGAAUCCAUGUAUAAAGUGGAAUUAUGAGGCAAAAGUUUGGUUCUUUGUUGAGCUCAUUUGCAUAAGCCUUACCAGAAUCCCUUGCAGUAGUGAGAGCACUGUUAAAGUGAGAUUUCUGUGGGAAAAGGAAGCCUUAUGGC